Messenger RNA from Aethalodelphis obliquidens (Pacific white-sided dolphin), 3091 nucleotides. RefSeq names its product proline-rich protein HaeIII subfamily 1-like. The coding region runs from base 1 to 1104 and encodes 367 amino acids. The transcript is spliced from 4 exons. NCBI's taxonomy places the organism in Eukaryota, Metazoa, Chordata, Mammalia, Artiodactyla, Delphinidae. The record is from RefSeq and is a predicted model, not a curated record.
AUGAAUGUGACGGGGACCAAGGGCCGCGGCGCGACAGGGCUACCGCCCCAGCUCUACUCGGCGGGCCCCGUCGGGGCCGGACGGGUAACCGCCCACGCUUCGCCGCGGCUCAGCUGCCAGCCGUACGCCGUGGGGCCCAGACUGCCGUGGGUCGGCGAGCGCGGGAUCCCUCCGCCGCCCUCGGGUCCUUCCGCGCCAAGAGGGCCGGGGCUAUGGGAGUUCUCAACUUUGAAGGGCCGCUCGGGAGACAACACAUUUUCAACUGCGCAGCCGCGGUGGGCCCGGCCGUCAGGGAGCGGCGAGCGGCCGUGGGGCCGGGGAGGCAGGUGUCCCUGCCGCCCGCCCCGCCCCCAUCGCCGGCAGGAAGAGGAAGCAGCCGGACCUCGCGGGGCGGGGGUGCCCUGGCUCCGGGAGGCGCGUGACCUAGUUCGUCCCAAAGUGGAUUUGACAGGUUGUCAGCCCCGCACCCCGCCCCCACCGCCUCCCGGGUCCCUCUCCCCCGGCGCUGGGCCGGACGGGCGCCCGCGCUCCCCGGCUCAGCCUCCCAUUGGCCCUUACGCCGCCUGGCGCUCCGCCUUCGCCCCUGGCUCGGGUUCCCAUUGGCCUAGAGUCGCCCAGAGCCCUUCCCCUGCUCCCCUCCCAUUGGCCCUCGAGCUGCCUGGUGGCCCACCCCCGCACCGACUCAUCCUCCCAUUGGCCUCACGCCCGCCACCCCGCCCCGGUCCUCCCCGGUUCGUUCUCCCAUUGGCCUCACGCCCGCCGCCCCGCCCCUCCGCGGCCCCUCUCGGGGAACCGAGCCCUGGCAGGCCCCUCGGCUCGCGGUGGCUGCGGUCGUCCUCAGUCGGGGAGACCGCCUUCACAAGUCUCGCUCUUGUCCCUCGCCUCUUCUCCUCUCCCAGUAUUUACUGUCUCCCCUACGUCUCUCUCCCCGCCCUGCUUCCGUCGCUCAGGGAGCCUGAGUCCCGAGCCCGGGGGCACCCCGCGCCCCUUGCCCCGCCUACCCUGGGGCUCCGCGUCCAGCGCUGCCCGCGCUCUCCCUCCUGCUCCUUUCCUCCGCCCCUUUCCUCCUCCUUGCGUCACUUCGCAUUUUCCUUUCUUCCCUGAAAUCGCUGCCUUCUGCAGGUUUCCUCCCGGUGUCCAAUCCGUAAGGUCUUCAUCGCGUCCCCUUUCUCCUCCCCCCUUCUCCAUCCCCUCUUUCCCCCCCGCGCCGUCCCCCUGAACUCAGCGUAACAGGGAGAGUCAGGGAUAAACAAGAUAAAUAUCAACGUUAAUAUGGUUAUUGCUUUGCGUUUUUGAAACGGAAAAUGAACUGGAACGCCCAGAUAAACCCAGCCCUGGGAUCAAGAUUGAGUUCUUAAAGGACCUUGUGAGACGAAUGACAAACUUGACUAGCGCAGCAACGUAAUGAGUUUUUUCCUGGGGAAGCUACUCUUAUAUCGGUUGUUUAUACAGUAUUGUUACUAUAACCGUUUGGGGUGUGUGUGUUUGUUUAAUUUUUGCCAGUUUUGUAAAUGACUGCUUUUGACCGUAAGGAUGAACUGUCUGAUAAAGCUGAGGGUUGGAGCAAAUCCCCACACAAGUCUUUUGGCUACAAACAGGAGAAAUCCUUGAUUAUUCAAAUGGGAAACUCCAAUAGCUUUCCCAAGGUUAUUAAAGAGGGCGAUCACAAACUUAGACCCAGGUCAGACUCCAGAGGCCCAUCAGGAGACUCAUCAUGCCUCAGUAUCCGCGGGAGAAUGGCAGACCGGUGCUUCCAGCCACAUUCCCACCUGUCACAGGGGGUCUUUACAAAGCUCCUGCAGUGACCUCCAAGGUUCUGCCUUAGAGGAUCCUGGCUUUCCAGCCUCUGGUCACUGCACAAUGACCACCAAGUGCUUCUUGCCACAGGGCCUUUGCACUUGCUGCUGUUUCCUGACCUGUCUGGAUCAGCUGUUCUUCAGACUUUUCACGUGGCUUAGCCCAUGUCCCCCCAGGAGGCAUUUCUGACCCUGAAUCUAAAGUAGGACCCCUCCAGCCUAAACAAUUACUCACUGUCAUUUCACCCUGUUGUUUCCUUCAGAGCAUGAGCACGGUCUGAAAUCAUCUUGUUUACUUGUUCUGUUCUGUUCCCCUUCACCUCCCCGCCACCAUUAAGAGUGAGCUCCUGGACACAGGUGCCUUUUCUGUGUCUUUUCAGAGCUUUAUCUCCAGGGCACAAAGUAGGCACUCAGUACAUCCUUGAUGAAUAAAUAUGAAUGGUACAUUAGCUGUGAUCAAGUGAACUUGCCAAACUGUCCUUCACGUCUGGUUCCGCCAGAAUUGUAUAGACGCACCUACAGAUGUGUGAGGCUGCACAGUGUGGGACAACUCUUCCCAAUGACGGUGAUGACACUGAGCUGGCAAAGGUGGGUCAAGACAAGGGAGGGAAAGAGGCUGACCGCCUGCAGACAGAGUAAUAGACAUGGACACAGAGGAGUGAAAGUGACCAGGAAGGCAGCAAACCAGAGUGAGUGGGGCUGGGGCCCUCCCGCUCUCACCCUCAGCCCUUAGAAUUUGAGCUCCCUCCUUCCAUCCUCCCUCCUUGCAUCCUCCCUCCCUCCCUCCUUCCUUCCUUCCUUCUCUUGCUCCUCCUGUCCUCAUAUGGCACCUACUGGAGUAACGAUUGCUUCUUUUUUAGUUUAACAAAUAUUUAGCAUCUACUCUGUUUCAGUGGUCACAAAGAUGGCAGGAACGUGAGACCAGUGAGGGAAAGAGAUUGGUACCAAGUGAGUACAGCUUCCUUAGGUGUUGGGCAGAGCACCAGCAGGAAGUGAUGAAAAUAUUAAGAUUAGGGGAGGGACUUCCCUGGUCCCUGGUCCCCACUUCCCUGGUGGUCCAGUGGUUAAGACUCCACACUCCCACUGCAGGGGGCAUGAAUUCCAUCAUUGUUUUAAUAUUUCCACAGACAAGAAGAUAGUGAGAAAGAAAAGGAAAAGAAUGUCACAGUGAAAGUUAAAUACAAUUAAGGCUGAAAAGGAGAUAAAUUGGGGCUUCCCUGGUGGUGCAGUGGUUAAGAAUCCACCUGCCAAUGCAGGGGACAUGGGUUCGAGCCCUGGUCCAGGAAGAUCCCACA